Molecule: messenger RNA, 1001 nt
Organism: Zonotrichia leucophrys gambelii
Lineage: Eukaryota; Metazoa; Chordata; Aves; Passeriformes; Passerellidae
Product: hypoxanthine-guanine phosphoribosyltransferase-like
Exons: 9
Coding region: 285-914 (209 amino acids)
Biological process (GO): GMP salvage; guanine salvage; hypoxanthine metabolic process
Cellular component (GO): cytosol
Molecular function (GO): hypoxanthine phosphoribosyltransferase activity; magnesium ion binding
Source: RefSeq, a predicted model, not a curated record
AUUUAAUGUCUCACUUAAGGUUGUGGAUAUGCCCAUUAUUCCAUUGGAACAGAUUUUCUACAUUAUCCCAAGCGUCACCAGCCACAAUCUGAAGAGCAAAUGUAAGAGCCUGGGAUUGUGAUGUCAGUGCAUUAGCAGAAGGAAGUAAUGCUUCCUGCAGGAAAGAUGGCAAUUUUGACCUUUUAGAAGCAAGUCAUGGUCUGACUGGAAGAUUAAAACAGAGCCAGCCAAACUGCAGUAAUAACACCAAUUGAUUCUGCAGGAGCAUCCUUCAAAGAGGGAUUAUGGCUCAUGGACUGCAGAUAAGAGAUGAGGAAAGUGGCUACAACAAAAAUCUGUUUUGCAUUCCUAAGCAUUAUGAAGAAGAUUUAGAAAGAGUCUUCAUUCCUCAUGGACUCAUCCUGGACAGGACAGAACGUUUGGCUAGAGAUAUCAUGCAAGACAUGGGAAGUCAUCACAUUGUUGCACUCUGUGUCCUUAAAGGAGGCUAUAAAUUCUUUGCUGAUUUGCUGGACCGUAUAAAAGCACUGAAUCAAAAUGGUGAUAAAUCUGUUCCUGUUACCGUGGAUUUUGUCAGAAUAAAAAGCUACUGUAAUGAUUCACCUGCAGAAAAAAUCAGUUUUGUUGGAGAGGAACUGUCUACACUAAAUGGGAAGGACAUUAUUGAGACUGGUAGAACAAUGAAAGCACUGCUUUCAAAAAUAAAAGACAAGAAACCAAGGAUGGUAAAAGUUGUAAGCCUGCUUGUUAAAAGGACAAGUCAGAGUCCAGGCUACAGACCAGACUAUACAGGCUUUGAAAUUCCAGAUAAAUUUGUGGUUGGAUAUGCUCUUGACUAUAAUGAAUACUUCAGAGAUUUAAAUCACAUCUGCAUUCUGAAAGAGAAUGCCAAAGAGAAAUACAGGAUGCGAUAACUUCAGUCUUCUGGAGCACUGAUUCCUGGCUGCAGAUUAGAUGACAAACAUUACACCAGGAUAUUACUCUUGCUACUUGAGUGUCCC